UCAGGCACACACACAGAGAGGAGUCAGCACAGCGGAGCGUAAAGACUUACACUGUGGUUGCAGGCACAUUUAGAGAAGGUUAAACUUCUCCUGUUAUUACCAACUAAGAGAUAUUUGCAUAGAUAACCUGGACAUGGCCCUUGGCAAAGAGAAGCUGCAGCUCUUGUUUCGUUUCGCCCUGGUGUUCUCGGUGGUUCUGACCUCAGCUCUGAGAACCCUGGAUUCAGACCAGGAGCUGCAGGACAGCGGUUUCGGUCGCCCGCCGCCUCGCCACGGCCUCAAGCUGCUGGGCUGGUACGUUCAGGACUGCCUGGACAACAACAUGCGGGCUCUGUGUGAUCCCACUAAAGGAGAGUUUGGAUUUCACAAGUUUCAGAACCUUAGGCCUCAGAAACUGCUUCCAAUAAUAGAGGACGAAAAGCAAUAUGCAUACUACACCAUCGGAAACCUCCACUCUUUACAGGCCGAGGACCUGCCCUUUGAAGUCAAGAGGUACUACAACCGCAGUGACCCUAAAAGCAACAUGGACAGAGUUUUGGUGAGAUACAACAUCAACAAUAAACACAUCGACCAAAUCUACGCAUCUGCACAUUACGAUCCAAACGAGACGUACAUUAUUGGCCCCAAUCUUCUUGCCUUUCUUCGACAACAGCCCCACAUUAGCAUAGAGAUGUGACUUCUGAUGUAAAACUCUCUGUGACAACUUUAAUAGCUCCGUGAUUCAUUCCUCCAGAGAUAUAUGAUGGAGUUUCAACAUUUAUUAAACAAUGUGGAUUUGGCUGCUGCUUUUCUUUGUGGUCUGAUUGCAAGAAAAGUGACAUUUUUGAUGAUUAUAUUUCCUGAAAGUCAAGUUGCACAGUAUGCCUACUUUUAGAAUAUACAGUAGAGAAUCCAUAGAAAAGUGUCUUUGACCAAUCAAAUAAAUGUUCGAAUGGGC
Messenger RNA from Gymnodraco acuticeps, 937 nucleotides. RefSeq lists its product as uncharacterized. The record is from RefSeq and is a predicted model, not a curated record. The coding region runs from base 134 to 676 and encodes 180 amino acids. The transcript is spliced from 2 exons. Lineage: Eukaryota; Metazoa; Chordata; Actinopteri; Perciformes; Bathydraconidae.